Myotis brandtii (Brandt's bat) is the source of this 3049-nucleotide messenger RNA. RefSeq names its product rhophilin, Rho GTPase binding protein 2 (gene RHPN2). Gene Ontology annotation, molecular function: protein binding. The transcript has 15 exons. Gene Ontology annotation, biological process: negative regulation of stress fiber assembly; signal transduction. The record is from RefSeq and is a predicted model, not a curated record. The coding region runs from base 1 to 2049 and encodes 682 amino acids. Lineage: Eukaryota; Metazoa; Chordata; Mammalia; Chiroptera; Vespertilionidae.
AUGCAUCAAAUACUUAUAGCAGAUGCUCAGAAACUGUUCAACUAUAAGGACAUGGGUUGCAACCCCUUUGCACAAACUGGCCGAAGCAAACUGCAGAAUCAGAGGGCUGCCUUGAACCAACAGAUCCUGAAAGCUGUGCGGAUGAGAACGGGAGCAGAAAACCUUCUCAAAGCAGCCACGAACCACAAGGUACGCGAGCAGGUGCGCCUGGAACUGAGCUUUGUGAACUCAGACCUGCAGAUGCUCAAGGAAGAGCUGGAGGGGCUCAACAUCUCAGUGGGAGUCUAUCAGAGCACAGAGGAGACGUUUACAAUCCCGCUGAUUCCACUUGGCCUGAAGGAAACCAAGGAUGUUGACUUUUCAGUCGUUCUUAAGGAUUUUAUUCUGGAACACUACAGUGAAGACAGCUACCUAUAUGAAGAUGAAAUAGCAGAUCUUAUGGAUCUGAGACAAGCUUGUAGGACACCCAGCCGGGAUGAGGCCGGUGUUGAGAUGCUGAUGAGUUAUUUCCUCCAGUUGGGCUUUGUUGAGAGCCGAUUCUUCCCGCCCACCCGACAGAUGGGGAUCUUGUUUACAUGGUAUGACUCCCUGACCGGGGUUCCAGUCAGCCAACAGAACUUGUUACUGGAGAAAGCCAGCAUUCUGUUUAACACUGGAGCCCUCUACACACAGAUUGGGACCCGGUGUAAUCGGCAGACGCAAGCUGGGCUGGAGGGUGCAAUGGAUGCGUUUCAGAAAGCCGCAGGGGUUUUAAACUACCUGAAAGAGACAUUUACUCACACACCGAGUUAUGACAUGAGUCCCGCCAUGCUCAGUGUGCUGGUCAAAAUGAUGCUCGCACAGGCCCAAGAAACCGUGUUUGAGAAAAUCUGCCUUCCUGGGAUCCAGAAUGAGUUCUUCAUGCUGGUGAAGGUGGCUCAGGAGGCUGCCAAGGUGGGAGAGGUCUAUCAGCAGCUGCACACGGCCAUGAGCCAGGCGCCAGUGAAGGAGAACAUCCCCUACUCCUGGGCCAGCGUGGCCUGUGUGAAGGCCCACCACUAUGGAGCCCUGGCCCAUUACUUUGUAGCCACUCUCCUCAUCGACCACCAGUUGAAGCCGGGUACAGAUGAAGACCACCAGGAGAAGUGCCUGUCCCAGCUCUAUGACCACAUGCCGGAGGGGCUGACGCCCUUGGCCACGCUGAAAAACGCGAACCAGCGCCGACAGCUGGGCAAAUCCCAUCUGCGCAAAGCCAUUGCCCAUCACGAGGAGUCUGUGAGGGGAGUGAGCCUAUGCAAGAAGCUCCGCAACAUCGAGCUGCUGCAGGAGGUGCUGUCCGUGGCACACCAGCGAUCCCAGCUCAAAUACACUCAGCACCAGGAGGACGAUGACCUGCUGAACUUGAUCGAUGUUCCUGACAUUAUCUCUAAAACUGAGCAAGAGGUUGAAAUUAUAGUGCCACAGUUCUCCAAGGUGACAGCAACAGACUUCUUCCAGAAAUUGGGUCCUUUGUCGGUGUUUUCGGCCAACAAGAGAUGGACACCUCCUCGAAGCAUUCACUUCACUGCGGAAGAAGGGGACUUAGGGUUCACCUUGAGAGGAAACUCUCCAGUUCAGGUCCACUUCCUGGACCCUUACUGCUCUGCUGCGCUGGCAGGAGCCAAGGAAGGGGAUUAUAUUGUUUCCAUUCAAAAUGUGGAUUGUAAAUGGCUGACAGUGAGCGAGGUUAUGAAACUGCUGAAGAACUUCGGCGAGGACGACAUUGAGAUGAAGGUUGUGAGCCUCCUGGACUCCACCUCAUCCAUGCAUAAUAAAUGUGCCACAUACUCUGUGGGAAUGCAGAAAACUUACUCCAUGAUCUGCUUAGCCAUAGACGAUGAUGAUGAUAAGACUGGUAAAACGAAGAAAAUCUCGAAAAAGCUUUCUUUCUUGAGUUGGGGCACCAACAAGAACAGACAGAAGUCCGCCAGCACCUUGUGCCUCCCGUCGGUUGGGGUUGUCAGGCCUCAAGUCAAGAAGAAGCUCCCGUCUCCUUUCGGCCUUCUUAACUCCGACAGUUCUAUGUACUAAUGUGAGGAAACAAAAACGCUCAGGCCCAAAACAUUUCCAGUGCUGGCUAGGCCUUCAUAUUUGUGCCAUAAUGGGAAAUUUCUAAAUAUCCUCAUCCUGUUUUCUCACAGUGUAACCUUAAAAUGGAUGUCUAUGAGUGAAAGUAACAAGAAACUUCUAGAAAUGUGUGGAAAACAAAUUUAUUCAAGGAAUGUCACCAUAUUGCUGCAUGUUAUUUAUUAUACAAAGUAUUAUAAAUAGAAUAGUAAUGGAAAUAUGGCUAUUUUUAAUGGCUACAACUAUGACUUUUAGUUACCAUCAAAGUUAAAUUGGGGUUACCUAUAUUGGUCUUAUUUGUAAGUUUCCAGGCUUGGGUAAUAGAUCAUUCCUUAACUCAGAAUCUAGAUGAGCCCAAAUUAAGGCAGUCAAGGGACUAUAACGAUGGGUUUAAAUUAGUAUUACUAAAAAGGUUACGAAGAGCUGCUUUCUAAGGGUACUUCAUUAACCUAAAAUGACAAGAUUUUACUAUUAUUUCUAUAUAAUAUGAAUGCAAUUUCCAGAUAAAGUCUAGUAUCAAAUUUGUCAUGACUUAUUAGAUAAACAGUUUUGGAGUAGCCUUUCUUCUAGUUACAUGUCAUUUACAAGUUGCUAACACAGUGGCAGUGUUAGAUGAAGAUGCUGUCUACAAGGUAGAUAAUAUACUGUUUGAUACUCAAAACAUUUUUCAUUUUGUUUAAAGUAGAAAGUACAUAAUUGUAUAUUUUAAGUCUUUGAAAUGGGUUGAAUUUUAUAAGGUAAUGAUGUAAAUGAUUCAUUUGACUUUUUAAAAUGACAUACUUAGCAGUUGAUUUCUCAUGCUGUAAGUUGGAUGAUACUGUGAUUCUAAUAAGAUUCACUGUUGACAUAGUACAAGUUAUAUAGUUUAAAACAUAGCAUUGAGAUCUAAUUUUGAGAAUUAAGAAUUUAAAAUGUUCUCUAGUGUGCAAUAUCAAAAGGGAAGCAACACCUUUGGGAAAGUUUA